Molecule: messenger RNA, 5397 nt
Organism: Lates calcarifer (barramundi perch)
Lineage: Eukaryota; Metazoa; Chordata; Actinopteri; Centropomidae
Gene: cp110
Biological process (GO): centriole replication; centrosome duplication; regulation of cytokinesis
Cellular component (GO): centriole
Source: RefSeq, a predicted model, not a curated record
AAGAAGAUCGGAUUAUAUGUGGUUGGCUAGUGUGUUAUGGUUCUCCUUUAAUUAAAGUUAUGUUUUGUGUUUUGAAUGUGUAUAUUCGUUGUUUAAUUAUUCAGUAAAUCACGUUCAUACUGUGAAUCCACUCCGGGUUUUGUGAGCGCCUCGACGGUUCGCCAACUGUCACUGUCUGUUGCUCCGGGAGGAGAGGCGGGUAAAAAUGUAAACACUGAUCCAUCCUGAUGGAGACUUUUGUUUGGUAGCUUGCUAGACUCCUUUUCUUCUGCUUUUGCUUCAGAAGUGACAUUGUAGAGCCGCACUGCUCUUGCGUAGUUUUGUUCUCUCACGUCUUUAAUCUAUUUUGACCUCACCCGUUUGGUAUUAAAGGCUACCCAGCUCCGCAUUAGCUAUCUAGGUUAGCUAGCUAGUGUUACAGCUCGGCAGCUAACGUUAGCCGGGACACCAAGUUAAUGUCAAUAUAUUCGUCUUAGUUGUACCUUUAAAGUGUCUAACGUUACUACCUACUAUAUCCUGAUGCAACUUGAUGGAGGACUACGACAAGUUUGUGCAGCGUCGUAUCUUCCAGCUGAGGAAAGGUGAAGAGGAGGAGGAACUCAGCAGACCUUCACCUGCAUCCUCUCUCAUCCGCGUCCAUGGACGACCCAUCCUUCCUCCCCUGCUCUCAGUGGAGCAGAGAGAGGAGAUGCAGCGACAUAAAGAAGAAGCACGAAAAGUUGUUGGCCGUAGGAAAUUGAAGGAUGAUCCAAGAAUGGCCUAUGUGCAAACCAUUCUGCACAGUGUUCAGCUGAGAAAGACGCCAACACUGGAGGAACUGCUUCAGGAGUCAGGGGUUAACACAAAAUCUUUAUAUUCCUACACCACUAGCAGUGGAUCAGUGUCACAGAGUGAUUUUUUAAUUGGAACAAAGGAUAGUCUGUUGCUCUCGCCACCCCCUGAAAAGAAAGGAGAGGAUAGACUUUCUCCUCCUCCUGCUACAUCAAUGAUGUGUAGUGCCUUUUUCACUUCUGAUGUGACACCUGAGCAAAGUUACCAUGAAGGAUGCCUUAUUAACCAACAUGACAGCCAACAGGGAUCACAGCCAAGCCACUCACUAUCCUCAGGUUAUGUGACCUGCGAGAAUGUCGAAAACACCAUCAGUGUCUCUGGAAUGAUUGAAGCAGGGAGUGAGAGCCGUGGCUUUGGCUUCUCAGAGGGAUCAUAUAGUAUAGGUGGCUUUUUCCUUCACAGCACCUCAAAUACAAUUGCCAAAAUGCCAGAAAUUAUCAGCCACCCUCCCAUAGAUGGAGAGGAAUUAGAAAGGAGUGGACUGGAGUCGUCCUUUUGUAAUAACUUCAUAGCUGUAAAAGACAUUUGUUGCACAUCGUUGCAGGAGGAUUCAGUUUUAUGUGACCAUUUACCAGCGACUGAAAGCAGUCACCUGGACAGCACAGAGAGUGGAGAUAACACUCAGUCUACUGCAGUACUUGACCUUGACAAAGAUCACAUUUUGGACUAGAGUGAGGACCCAGUGUCUUCAGCAGAAAACAGUGGCUUUUCAGAUAAUCCAGAGUUAUCAGAGACACCAAGCACUCAUCGUUGUCCAGCAACAGAACUGCAUAGUCAGCAUGAGCCCAGAGAAACAGAACCAGCAGACAACCAUGUAGAUGAAGCAAAUCCAUCUGAGGAGCCAUAUCGUCUGAGCCUCCAGGCCUUGCUGAAGAAAUCUCAGGAGUAUCGGCGUCACCAGCGGAUGCUUAGGAACCAAGCCAAAAACACUAAAAUCCAGGAGAGGACUCAAGAACAGCCAAGAGCAAGGGCAGAGGAGCAGAGCCUCUCUGAUAAGGAGAACGACGAGUCCCCUUACAAGGGGACUGUGACUGCAGAGGGGAAAAAAACUAAAGAGAGGAGAGGCACUUUUAUUCCGACAGUGGAAACAUCAUUUAAAAAAUCCUCUGAAAAUGAGAAGAUGAUUGAGAGUGAGUUCACUGGAAAAAAGACCAACGUUAACUCUGAUAGCACACAUUUAACAGCCUAUGAAAACGCUAAGGAAAUGGCUAGAGUUGAAGAGGAAACAACUUUCAAAAAUAAUAAGCUAAACAGUUCACAAGAGGUCAUAACAGAGCCUAAACAAAUUAGCGCCUUCAUCCAGCAACAGCCUGAGUCAGCAGAAGCCUCCCCGGUCCAGGAAGCCUUCUACUUGACCAGUGAACAGAAUACCACCUGUUCUAAAGGUAUAUUUAAAGGAGUAGAGAAAUAUCACACAAUCCCAGCCCCUAAUUUCUGUAUGAGUCCUGUACGUUGCAAAAGCAGAGGCAGUAUCAGAGACAGAGAACCUGUUGAUGGGGUCAUGACCUCAAAGGGGAAGGUUGUGGUCAACACUGGUUCAAAUGAACACCACCUGUGUGAAGAGGAAAGUAACCUGUUACAUCCAAACAGUCACACAGCAGCUCCUUCCACUAUGAAUCUCACAGUUGAAGGCGAUGUAACAAGUGUUUUAGCCAAGAGUUCAGAGCACAUAGAUCAGCUUGAAUCAAACCUGUCCAGUCUAAAAGUACUGAUCUUAGAUUUGGAGUCAACUGUGAAAGAAAACUUGGAGAAUCGCAGCCAAACUGGGAGCAACACGCAAAAUGAGGUCAGUUUUAAAGGCAUCGAGUGCUCUGAGAAAAGUAAAAAUAAUCAACAUAUGCAGCUACCUCAAAGUGAUUGUGACCAUUGGGAGGAUAAGUUGAGGGAUGAUGAUGUUGAUAGCAAUGAUACAGAAUAUAUGGAGUGGCCUGGAAGACAAUCGUUCAACAAUAGUAAAAACAAGAAUGAAGAUACAGGACCUGAACCAGUCUUCAGUGACGCAGAUGAUGUUCCUCUCAUCAUGCAGGAAAAAGGAAAAGAGGCAGUUAAUUUAAGAGAGAUCUGGCUCGUCAAAGCCUUAGCUACAGAGAGAGUAAAGGAAAAAGGAAUUGAUAAAGAAGAACUUAUGAAGAGUUACGGACCGCAUCGCAGCUUUAGAAAACAGCAGCCAUCAGCUAAAUGUAUCCUGUCUACAGCACAACAGAUUCGCAUUCCUGAUAUAUUCAGAAACGUUCCAUCUGAAACCACGGUCCCAUGUAACGUCUCAGUGCUCUCAGAUACCAGUAACCAUCCAGCGGAAAGGAGGAAUGAGACAGCUGUGGAAGGUCAUGACUCUACUCACUCGCCGUCUCUCAACCAGUCGUAUGAUGUGGACAAACCAUCAGGUCUGUGGCUCCUCGAAGGCUCAGGGCCUGACUUGGGCUCAAAUGGUCACCUUUUUCAGGAGAAGCAGCUGACUCCAGAGAGUGGGGAAGAGGGUCAGGGUGGGGUUUCCAAAGUCAAACGGAGACUGCUCAUGCACAUGACAGAGGAGUCCCAGGAAAGGAGUGCAGAUACCAGCGGAGGAGCAGGCUGUGUGGUCAGACCCAGCUCCAGCACUCCUAGAGCAACAGUGCGGUGGUAUGAAAACUGUGGCAGUCACAAGAGCAAGCAGGAGCAACUGAAGCAGGCCCAUGCUGCCCAGGUCAGAGCCCUGCAAGAUGAGCACAGGAGACAACAGGAGGAACUACUACAGGCGUUAGCGGUGCGUUACCAUCUCCUCCAGAGCGUGUCCUUCCCCUGCUCCAUGUCAACCUUACAUCUCGGGGACAUGCCGACCUUUUCUACCCUCUCUCAGCCCUCCAGCCCACUGUCAGAGCACUACCGCCCCCUGCUGUCAGCGGUCGUGAAAGGCUUUUUAACUCGCAGGCUGCUGAGGACAGAGAGAGUGGCGCAGCUGGUGCGCACCAUCAGAGACACGCAGCAGUUCCUGCAUGCCUUCCAGCAGCAGAGCCCUGGCAGAGGAGAGUUCUGUAGUAGACAGGACCUCUUAUUGCAGGAAAGAGUCAAUCUGCAGCUGCGCACUGCACGUUAUGAGGUCUAUGACAUAUUCUUCAGCCUGUCAGCUGCAGAGAGGAUGCAGCUCAUCAGCUGGGACAGAGAGCUGGUCAGGGAGAGAGAGCUCAGACAACAGAGUGGGCACACAGGCCAUCCCAGAAGAAAGACUUCUCUGUCAGCUGCAACACAAAAAUCACUGGAGAGGAAGAGAGGAAUCAUGAUCCAGAAAAAGGCAGCAGAGAGGCACAGGGGGGUUGUGACGAGGACUGGACACAAGACUGGAUUCUCUGCCGAGCAGCCACUGGAAACCAAACGAGGACAGUUCAGAGCAAAUCCUCAGAGAGUCCCCAAGAGCACUUACUCCACUAGGCCCCGAUGACACUUUCUUAAUUGGCCCCAGUGAGGACUCCUAAUAAGGCCUCUAGCCAUUACAUGAAUAUUGUAUAAGUAAUCAUCUGAGAAUUUCUAAAUCCAAAAUCCAGAUUUGACAAAAAGUGAUGCCUGUUGCUGACUAACACAUUUUUGUAUUUCAUAUCUGAAUUCUUGGGGAAGUUUUACCCUCUUCAGCUAGGGUAUACAUUAUUAUAGUGACUUCAGUUUCACUCACCUAGAGCAGUUUCACAAUAAUUGGAUGCUCAGAGUUGGGAAUAAAACAUCACUGCAGCCACUCUGUUUUGGAAUGCUUCAGCAGCAGCUUUAAAGCUCUGUGCACUGCACCUGAAAGAUGAUGUAUAGACUUCACAGUGGACAUAGGACACGCACAGGUAUAGUGAAUAAUAUUAAUGAUGGCUACAUUCUAGUGUUUCCCAAUCUGGCGGUCACAAGGUAGAUCUUGUGAGAUGAUUAAUGCAGGAAAAUAGCAAAAAUAUAUUUAUGAAACAUAAGAUUAUUAAAAAAAAAAAAUACUUUGCUGUGAUCUUUCCAUUUGUCUUUUGAAUUACUGGACCAGGCCUCCAAAAACUCAUUGUGUUACAUUAUAAUUACUUCCUGGCUGAUUGUUCACAACUUAUAUACAUAUAACCUGUGAAAUAGUUCACUGGAGUGGAACCAUGAUUAAGGUUAUUAAUUACACCUGUGCAUAUCUUGCUGCAGUAUGUCACAAUCUCCACUGUGAAAAAACCUAACGUGGACCAGUUAAUUAUUUGAAUGUGCAUUGCAGUGUUUUUCCAGUUCCCCAAUGUUAAAUCUCUGCUCCGUUUGCUGGACUCAAACAUUUAAUUAUUGUAUUUAUGUGCCUGCUUACUUGCCACCAAAAACAUAAGCACAUAUUGAACUCAUUUAGUAUGAUAUUUACAGUAUUUUUGUACUUCCAUAUAUCCAAAUAUCCAGCUCCAGAUGUUAGUGUUGAUGCUAAUACUUGAAUAGUGUGUUACUACCAAGUGUUGCCUUCCAUGUUUGUCCUAGAAUAUUAGGAUUACACAUCAGCCAAAACACAAGUAAACCUUUGCAGUUUUUCAAAGGGAUUUUGGAACUGUUUUAUAUAUUAUUUAUUUGUACGUGGUUUGCAAUAAAUGUUUCUUGUCGCUUUAA